Fimicolochytrium jonesii is the source of this 1835-nucleotide messenger RNA. RefSeq lists its product as uncharacterized. Lineage: Eukaryota; Fungi; Chytridiomycota; Chytridiomycetes; Spizellomycetales; Powellomycetaceae. The transcript is spliced from 3 exons. The coding region runs from base 118 to 1602 and encodes 494 amino acids. The record is from RefSeq and is a predicted model, not a curated record.
GUAUGGCGUUGCUUCAAUGUCCUCCACCUUGCUUGCGGCGGUGGGCAUGAGGCUCCUUGAGGCUUCGGACGGAGGCUCUCAGCGACGCAACGACGCCCAGACACGCAGAGCAUCAAGAUGGCCUUCCGCCCGGAUGCCGAUGAAGACCCAUCCCGCUUGAAAUAUAAGCGCAGACACAGACACCCCCUAGCACUCACUAUGUCGACUAGUACUGUUCCUCAGGCCAUCGAAGGCGACAAGCAUCAGCCAAAAUGUCUACCCCGAACCCACCCCCCCCCUACUCGCCCCGCCACAUGCCCUCCACCCACUCCAAGCGGCAAAGGUUUCCGCCUGCUAUGGAACUACGACUUGCCAGUCAACCCGACGGAUACUUCACGGCCGGUGCUCGUUGGUACCGAAGUGACCGUUGCAAGUCCUUGUGCUUGCGCUAACUCAUGUUCGAGUAAACCACGUUGUGAUUAUUGGAGCUGGGAUGGGCCCACGCAGACUUGCCAGUUGCGCGGGUUAGCUAAUGCGAUGCCAGAGAAACAGUACCAUACUAUCUUCAAAAUGGUGCCCAGCAAUAUUCUCGCCGGCGGUCUUCCGCCAUUGCACGCAGACCAAGACAUUUGGCAUCAGUUCGGCACACCCUGGACAUCCGACGCAUGCAUCUCCCUCUGCAUGGGCAACUCUACAUGCCAGUACGUCGCAUGGGCUCCGACAGAGUGCUGGCUGAAGUCGGGCGUCUAUGUUGCGACGGAUUUUGCUGUGGGAUUGCCCGACCCUGCUGUUGCUUAUUCAUCGAUUGAUCCGCCGGUACAGUCCUCAUCCGCGCCAACUUCGGGUCCGACUAAUGCUCCUAGCGCCGGAGCGAGCGCUGGAGACAGUAAAAGCAAUGUAUUGCCUGCGGCCGUAGGUGGUGCGGCAGGAGCAGCCGUCAUCGCGAUUAUAGGCGCGUUGUUACUUCUGCAUCGGCAUCGGAAACGAAACGCCAUGCGAACUGCUGAUAAGACGACCGGGUAUCUACCGGCUUCCGCCCAUCCGCCAGCGGCCGCGACGGCUGAUGCAUUUGUCCCGCUUGCGUCAGGAGGGACGCCGGCGCGGACGGAAACUAUGGCAUCCGGCCCCAUUCCUAGUAUAGUCAAUCCUCCUUUCCAAUCCGCACCACAAGGUUCCCACCAUAUCGUGAACAUGGCCGAUACUCAAGCAUCGGCGUCCCUUCCACUGAGCAGCGAUAUGGCGGCUGCAACGGCAACGGCAACCCCGCCAUCCUACGCAGAAUCUGAACGCCAAAUUUUCGGCCCGAACAUUCCCGUCGCGGGCACUGCCACCGGCAAAAACAGAUUCAUCCAUCCCUACGUACCCCACCACACUGCCGAUCACGCCUCCCCAAGCGCCGGGACGCCAUCCUCCUCGCCUGGCGAAUACCUAGCAAUCCAAGGCCACACCCCGGCAAACCCAGAGGAGAUGUUGGUGCACAAAGGCGAUUGUGUGUUGGUGCAGAGUAUCAGGACGGCUCGCGAGGGUGAAGAUGCGGGAUCUGAGUGGGCGGUUGAUGCGGUGAAUAUUACGAGGGGCGGGAAAGGGGAUGUGCCGAUGGGGUGUUUGAGGAAGGAGGGGUGAGGCGGGAAGGCGGCGGGACCACGAAGUUGUUCCAUCCCUCGGUUUCACGGCGUAUUUAUUAGCGGGGACCCUCUAGAGUGUCUUCUUGAAUACAGACGACAGCCUUUUUCUGUUCUGCGGACUUGGCGUAUGUUUGAUUCUUCCCACAUGUUGCAUUCCCCCCCUACUCGCCACUAUUUGAAGGGAUUGUUAGUCUGUACAUCUUUUUGUUCGUUCAGAUUCAUUAUAUUGAA